AUGGCUGCACAACAAACUCUCCUCGACGCAUCGUUUAAAGAACAGGUUGCACCAGUCCGUGCGCUCAUGGAGAAGCUCAAGCAGGCAUACUCCCAUGGCGCCAACCCAGUCGUGUUCGCACCGAGCCUCCUGCAUGGCAGCCAGCGUGAAGUCUUCUUGCGCAUUGUGCGGCGACUCGAAGCAUACGUCAGGGGGUCCAUUGGGUCUUUAGGAGGUCGAGGCCACGAUCCAGCUAUUCUCAUCAUCAAGAACAACAUGAAGACGACAGUGGAGGCGGCGAUCACUGAGUUGUUGGCGGGCAAGUGCGUUCGAUCACUCUCGACGCCAGGUUUUGACGCUGCGACUUCGGACGAUGAGGUUGUUAAUGGGUCGGCGCAGAAGAGGACGAUGCGAAGGACGACACGCUUUCCCUUCCACGCUCGACUUCUCAAACCUGAGUCCCACACAACGCUUCACUUUCAACUUCAAAUUUUCCUUCACAACCAGUAUCUUCCCGAGUCCCGCGCACCAAAGCGCACUCACAACGAAAUGUCCGCCUCCACCCCUCAAACCCACAACCGCGCCGACCGCCCCAUCAUCAAGCGCGGCGCAUGGACGAUCGAAGAGCGAGCCUGCCUCCACCUCGCCUGUACAGAAUACAAUCUCCGAGACGACGAGUUAGUUGCGAUCCUUCACGCUGCAAACCCUCAAUUCAAGCAACAAGGCCGCAACUAUAACUUCAUGCACUUUCGCGAUGAGUGGAAACAUCGCUUCAAGGAUGGGAGGCCAAAGAUGUGGAAGAUGAUCGACAAGAAGAGCUAUGAUCCGGAGGAGUAUACGGAGUUUGAGGUUCAGAGGGCGAAGACCGUUGCGGCUGCGAGUGUGUUGGGGGUGGUGUUGAGGGCGAGCACCGCAAAGAAUGCGCAGAAACUAUACUCGCCUGUUGAAUCUGCUCCUGGCCUUGCGUCGACAAAUCUGGCCGUUCCAGCAAUCGGGACAGCAAAUAGUUCCCCUUCACUCACAGGAGAGGAAGCUCCUGCUUCUUCAGACGGCAAGAUGCUUCGCUUUCGACCCGACACGCAGCAAUCAGCGCCAAAGAUUCCUCCGAAUGUGCUCUCGUCAAUGAACUCAUCAACACAACCGACGGGAAGAUCGUUCGCGACAACAACGCCACUAUCCCGACCUGAGCCCAUCUUCAAAACAUCUGGCGCUGCGAAGCGAAAAGCCAACACCCCAGCUACAGACCAUCCAUCGACUCUCCCGCAGGCGAUGGAUUCCAAUCCAACCCCUCAACCACCCCAUCUCCACCUCCAAACCCUCCCCCUCCGCACCCUCAACAUGCUGCACUUCAUGACCCUCGACCUCUUCCCCGAAAUGCCACCCGGCCUCCGCGUCGCCUCUCACACCUCCGACCGCUUCCGCGAUAACUCACCCAUCUACAACCACGGCGGACAAGUCUUGAGGAUCUUCUUUCCUUCCACCCAGCUUGAGGAAGACGUCAUGGUGUGCGAUACCACAGUAUGCACGCAAUGCAAUCCGGCGGCGGACGCGGAGGGUAUGGGGAGGAAUUUGCCGUUCGUGCAUUUUGAGAGGGAUUGUCGGAUGGAGGGAUGGGAGGUGGGGAUGUUUCAGCCGCGGUUGGAGCAGAGGUUUUAUGAGUUUGAGCCGUUGCACAGGGGUGGGUUGGCGGAGGUCGGGUUUGUGGGGGAGGGAAAUGUGUGGGUCAAGGUCAAUCAUGGAGGAGGUGCGGGAAGCCGGCAACGACAUGUCCCUCUCCGAGGACGACCGCUCGACCCUCCACCACGGCUGGGCUUUGGAAGCAGAAACGUUGCCACCAAGCUCACGAACACGAAGGGCGCACGCUUCGCGGACCCUUUACCCGCGCAAAUACCGCUGCAGAACAAGGACGCGGCAAAACCACUGCACCGGCUACUCUUCAACAUUACCAUGUUCCGAUCACGAUGGGAAGCCAUUGACUACAGCGGACGACAUUCUCGCAGGAACGCGGCUCCUGGGUACGAGAAGGACGACACCAUCGCAGUUGAGCAUGGCUCCUGCACCCACGCAUCAACUCACCUCCUGUCGAUUCAACAUUACUCCUCACCUACGAGUCAAGGCCUACUCUCGACCAUGUCAGGCAGAUGGUGGAGGGAAGAGCGCAUUGCUCUCCACAUCCUCUUCACCGAGUUCGACCUCACCCUGGAUCAAAUCUACGACAUUUUCGGUCGGUUCUCCGGAGAAGCUCUACGAGAGGAAGACGCCCAAAAGUUCAACGGCCGCUGGCUAGAUAGUCGCUCACAAACUUGGAACGACAUCGAGAAACCCAACGUCAAAUUCGGGAACGUCAACAACCUGACUCAGCAAGAGCAAGACGAGCGCACGCGUGUGCGGGACGACAUCAUCAUCAUCGCGGCCGAUGUGGGGGGUACGAACUGGCUUCGCGAAGAGGCCGACGGGAAUAUCGUGCCACCCAAUGCGCCAAUUGUGCUCAACCCUCGAGUAUUAGUCUUUCGCCCGACAAUGCCAACUGCGGCGGAGGUUGCGAUUGCGGCGGAGAAGUUCCCAAGGAUGCAUCGAUGA
Zymoseptoria tritici IPO323 is the source of this 2559-nucleotide messenger RNA. RefSeq lists its product as uncharacterized. NCBI's taxonomy places the organism in Eukaryota, Fungi, Ascomycota, Dothideomycetes, Mycosphaerellales, Mycosphaerellaceae. Bases 1 to 2559 code for a protein of 852 amino acids. The transcript has 7 exons. The record is from RefSeq and is a predicted model, not a curated record.